GCUUCUUAGUUCUGUAUUUCAUGUUCGAAACGAAACGACGAUUUCACGUUUUGCCCUUCCUCUUUUCAAAUUCGAAAAAUAAAUAAAAUAACAAACCCAAUAUUGCCCAAAAUUGGUUCAUUACUUUUAUAAGUAAAGAAUUUUUUGCCAAAUGAAAAAAAAUUUAUUCGGUCAACCUUCAACUUGAACCGCGACAAAUCGCGUGUGCGUGUAUAUAAAUGUGUGUGUAUGUGUUUGUGUUAAUUGUUAGUGUGCAAUUCGGAAAGUGUUUUCUACAUAGCAUUUCACGCUUUAUGCCAUUACAGCGACUCACCGAUGUCGCCAACUCAGUGCAUUUCACAUUCGCCGAUUGCGAGGUCGAUCGGCGGUGAAAAUAUCGUUAGUAAUCGAUGAAAAUUCCUCUCGUUCCUUUACAUUCAAAAUCAGGGAAUAAACAAUUUUUUCUCUGAAUAUUUUCCUUCUUUCAAUAUGUAAAUUUAUAACAAUAUAAAAAAUUUGUGCAAAAUCUAGCGAAAGAGAUUUUUUCAAGUGAUACUCAAUCCAAGGAAAGUAAUUUACAAGAAACUUAUGAAUUUGAUAACUAAAGUAGUGAAUUCGACAAAAACGAGAAAAUAAGAGAGUCAUUUUUAAAAUAAAAAAGGUAAAAAUGAUGGAGUUCCUACAAAACCUACUGGAGAAUAUAGAAAAAUUUUGAUGACAGCCAAUUUGCAGUUACUGAAAGAACUAUUGAAAUUACUGGAAACAUUAUGAAGUCCUUUACAAAACUAAAAAAAAUACUGUGAAAAAGUAAAAAAAUCAAUAAAUACCCUUUUGAAGUGUCCAAAGGCAACAGCAUUUAUUGAAAAACUACAGGAAUCACUAAAAAAAUACUAGAGGUACAAAAGAAGGAACUAUACAGAGUUACUAGAAAUAUUCUGUAAUCAAGAAAUGAUUAAUAAAAUUUCUAAAUAUACUAAAAAUUACCGGGAUUAAAAAAACUACCAAAAUAAAUAUUUGAUUAUUAAAAAGUAGUAAUCGAAAUAAAAAAGAUUGCGGUGAAUUCGAAAGGAAAGAGAUCAACAUUGGGGUCAAUAAAUUGGAUUAUCCAAACGGGAUUAAAGAUUAUUCGACUGCAAUCAAGCCGGUGGUUGAAAGGUUGCAACUUGUUUGAUAAAAGAAUAAUAUGCGACACAAGCCGUAGAGUUUAAAAGGCGGACGAGCCUGAAUAAUUCUUCCCUCUACAUCAAUUCUUCGAGGAAGAACACAUCCUCCGGUUGAAUUUAUUUGCCGUCGUAUUAUGGAAAGCAGGAUGUACAUCAGCGACGAUAGCAACAAUACUUGCCCCAAAGGCGGCAAGUUCGCAUCAACAAAUUCGAUUCCAUCCUUGGUCGAAAGUUGUCAAUCAAUCGACGAUGGUAAAAUGAAGGAGCCCGUUGUUAUAUUGAGAAACAAUAAAGCACGUCGGCACAGUGUUUUUGAUGAUUUGAAAGCGAAACGUGACAGUCUCUUUCAACGUGCAAGACGUAGCAGUAUAUUCGAGGACAAAGAAAAUUCCAUGUCACAUGAGAAGGAGAAGAAAAACAAGGAAAAGGAUAAGAGCAAGGAAAAGGAGAAGGAAAAGGAAAAAGAGAAGCGCAGGAGUAGUGAGAGUAGUGCGAGACGUGGUUCCGUAUUUUAUGUGUCGCAGGAUCUUCUAGAGGAGAAUCGUGAUAUUGAUCUCGAGGAUCAGAAGGCGAUUGAUCGGGAAAUGAAAAAGGGAAGAAGGAAGUCGUGGCAUCCACUUGCUAAGCCUCCCAAGGCCGAUCGGAAAAGGAGAAAGGGCACCACAAGUGUCCCCUCUGAUGUUGGCAGCACUGAAGGCCUUCAUACUAGACAAAAGAGACCAUCAUGGUGGAACAUCUUUGUACCCGAUUCUGUCGUAAGAUCUCGACGGAUGUCCCAGGAUGUCUUGCACACAAGAUCCACGGAAAAUCUCACAUCAACUUAUUUCAGGAGCAAAAGUCGCAGUGUGGAUCAUGGAUUCACAACUCCAUUCGAUCUCGACUCUUUGCGGAAUAAAGUUGAAGGACGCUUUGAAUCCAUCGACAAAGUUUCGAGAGAUUCCGAUAAUGAUAGCAAAGAUAGUUCUUCUGCUCAAGAAAAGAAACAUGGCCGAGUAUCACAACCCAUUAGCACAACUGCUUAUACGGUGGGCGACAGAGAUACACUUACAUCGGUAGCGGCGAGAUUCGAUACAACACCGUCGGAAUUGAGCAAACUCAACAGGCUUGGUAGCACGUUUAUUUAUCCCGGUCAACAAUUAUGGGUUCCAACAAAAGGAGAAGGUUGCCUAAGAGAAGGUGUGACUGCCGAAGCACCAAGUCCGGAUCUUGCUCAGGACCAUGAUUCUCAAGAUGAUCUUCCACCUGAAGAGAAAGAACUUUUGGACAAUCUAAGACCUGUUUCUCCCAAACCUGGACAUUUGGAAAGGGUUAAAACACCUCAAAGCAACACUACAAUCAUGGAUGAAGAUGGACCAUAUAAAGAGAGGUUUCUUAAAAUUAAUGUUCGUCACAUUACAGAUGGACAGGGAGUGGUUGGAGGUGUUUUACUAGUAACACCAAAUGCAGUGAUGUUUGAUCCGAAUGUCUCGGAUCCACUUGUCAUUGAGCAUGGCGCUGAAUCCUAUGGUGUUAUUGCGCCCAUGGAAUUUGUCGUUAAUGCCGCAAUUUAUUAUGACAUCGCUCACAUGCGUGUCAGUCAUACGGAAUCAAAUAAUCAAGAUAAAAAACCGGAAAUAUAUUACAUGAAAAAAAUUUCACAAUCUGGAGCAAGUAAAUGUCAAUCUCCUGGGAAAGAUGAGAAUUUCCCGGAAUUAACAACCGACGAUAGUGAGAGUGUUUGCAGUUGUGCUGAACGUGAAGGAGAUGCUUUUCCCAAAGCUUUCGAGAGAGAUCUCGUCACACCUACAAAUCUACAAACCGAUGAAAAUUCGGCUUCGACCAAAGAUAAGGAUAAGGAGAGCAGCGGUGAGGCUGUCGGGGGUCAAGCUAACAAAACAUUGGAAGAGCGCAGGCGUUCGAUGCUGGACCAUCACUGGGCUGUUCCCAGCAAAGACCGAUGUUCGUUAUCAGUAGACGAUGAGCAACAAGACUCUCUUAAUUCUGAUAAGGUGGAUGGAACAAAACCAAAUUCCAUUCCUGAGGAGGAAGGUUCUCUAGUCAAGCAAUCGUGCCACGAUUCUGGUAUCGAUAUUCGCGACCCAAAUCCUCCUCUUCCAGUUGUGCAACCAAUUCCUUCGAAAAAAGUUUAUUCUGACGCGGACAUUGUUCUUUCAACAGACUGGGUCCCACCGAUUACAAUUGCACCGACGAAUGUCACAACAACACUUGACGCUGAUUCCGGUGUUUGUAGAAAGAAGGCAAGUUCCGUGUCAUUCAGUUUAGACAGUAAUGCCGAAGAGGCUGAAAAGGACGACGAGCACAAGGAGGAAGAUAAGCAAGAGACAAGGAAAAAUAAGAUGUUGAAACGACUUUCAUAUCCAUUGACUUGGAUGGAGGGCCUAACAGGUGACAAAGAAGAGGACAGUAGAUCGAGUGAAAAAUUGUCAAGUCUGCCAAAUAGCGCUGACAGUCAACAUUCUUCCGUUUUCAGCAAAGUAUUUUCCAGCUCGCCGAUCAACCUGGUGAGUGACUUUAGCUCGGGCCUAUUCGCUAAAACCCCCAGCGAAGAGAGCGGCGGAGGUGGUCGAGUUGGAGGAACCCCUCCACUCACUGCCUCCACACUCUCUCAGGACGCCUUCGGCAAUCCUCAUAUCUCUUCAAGUCUUAUGGGACGAUCUUCGGUUGGGACGUUUAUUCGCCAACAGCCAUUGACAUCUUCGGGGAGCAGCAGUGUGGAUAGUAAUCGAGGAAGUAAAGCCUCGACAGUACCACCAAAAUUGGAUUAUCGUAGCAUGGUGUCCGUCGAUGACAUGCCCGAACUUUUCGUCAGUUUUGACAAAUUAAUUCCACGACCGGCACGAUCGUGCGAGGAUCCACCUUUAUAUUUGAGGCUUCGAACUGGAAGGCCAAAGGACAAGAAAAUCCCGAGAUCAACUCCAAUUAUGAGCUAUGGGAAAAAGAAAUUGCGACCUGAAUACUGGUUCAGUGUUCCACGCAACAGAGUGGACGAUCUUUACAAGUUCAUCCACGCUUGGGUUCCAUCGCUUUACGGUGAACUGGACGAGAAUUAUUGGAAAGAACGUGGCUAUAUUUUAUCUGACACGGACACGGAUCUUUCACCGGAAUUAUCGCCGCACGACACUGAGGGUGGUGAAAAUCCCGAAGACGAUAAAAAUCGUAACAGCGACAGCGAUGACAUUUCCGAUUUAACACGCGAGUCUUGGGAGCUGAUCAAGGCUCCAUACGUUAAACUCUACAGCAUCCUGAAGACAACAGCUUCCGCCGACUAUUACGAGCAGCCUCAGGAUCCAGAGGUGCUGUCUAUGAGUGAAGAGCUCAGAAGGGCCCUUUAUGCGAAUAGUGCAGUCUCUUUGGACACGGAAAUUAUUGUUCCAGAUCUAGUCGGUACCACAGAAAUACUCAGUGAUGAUCACAGAGAACAUCUCUGUCGGCAUUUGCCAGCCAGGGCGGAGGGCUAUGUUUGGACUUUGGUUUUCAGCACGAGCCAACAUGGAUUCAGUCUCAAUAGCAUGUACAGAAAAAUGGCCAAGGUUGAAAGCCCAAUUCUUCUCGUUAUCGAAGAUACCGAGGGAAAUGUGUUUGGAGCAUUAACCUCUUGUUCUUUACAUGUAAGUGAUCAUUUCUAUGGAACUGGAGAAUCCCUUUUGUUCAGAUUCACCCCGAGGUUCCAGGCCUUCAACUGGACUGGCGACAAUCUUUACUUUAUCAAGGGAAACAAUGAGAGUUUAGCAAUCGGCGCUGGAGAUGGGAAGUUUGGUUUAUGGCUGGAUGGUGAUUUGUACCAGGGCAGGACACAGUCUUGCAGUACAUAUGGUAACGAGCCGCUGGCGCCUCGUGAGGAUUUUGUCGUCAAGACAUUGGAAUGCUGGGCAUUCAUAUAGGAUUCGGCUUUAAAUUUAAUGCCGUGAUCUUUGUCGUCAUUGGAGCCUAAUUAAACCUGAAACUCAGGGCCUUUUUGUGGCGACCUCGCACCCAGUACCAGGAGAGAUCAGAUGAAGACUAAAAAUUGACUCUAAGAGCCGGUACAAAAGGGGAGAGUGACAAUUGUCGAAUGGAUAAAAAAAAAGCCCAGUGAAAAAAAAACAAGUCGACUCCCAAAAAAUGAUUGAAUAUUCAUUUUAUUCCUAUCGAUAAUUGAUGAUGAAGUGCUUGAGAAUGAAAAAAAUAUGAAGAAGAAAAGUGAAGAGAGCAAAAACUCGCCUCUUCUCUACGAUAGACCUCGGCUCAUAGACUUUUAUUAUUUUUAAAUUUCUUUUUUUUUAAUUUAGCAGUAUUUAUUUUUUUGCGUUGUACUAUAUAUCUAUAUAUAUUCUCGCGCGUUUUCUUAAUUUCUAAAACAAGAAAAUUUUUCGUCGAGAAAAUAUUUAUUCACUAAUAUUUUCUUUUCAUGUCUAAAUUUUGUUUUUUUUCUUUGAGAAGGCAUUAUUAUUUCUUCUUUAUAAAGAAAGAGAAAUGGAAUAUUUUACUCAAUGGAAUCAUUAUUUUAUCAUUUUUUAUGUCUUUGGCAAUGAUUUCCUGAGAUUAUUAUUAAAAAGGCCGUUUUUUGCUUCAUAUACUACUACUAAUAAUAAUAAUAAUAAUAAUAAUAUAAAAAAAGGAAAAAAAGAUCGAUGUGUCGCGGAUAUCAUGAUGAGAUACAAAAAAUAAUCAAGCAAAACUAACUGUUUUUCGAUGUGUAGAUAAUGUAGAUAGUAAAUGUAAAUAUAUACAUACAUUACGAUCGUGUUACAAUGAUUGUUUCGAUGAGCGCUAUAUACAAAUCCCCGAGAACUCGCGCGUGAGGAAAAAUGCAUUUCUUUUCUGAAAUGACGUUUUUUCAACCCGGCGGGUGUCUCGUUUAUUUAAGAUCUGAACAGAAUCAUAUAGCCUAUAUUAGAUGAUUCGUAUAAAUAAAAAAAAAUUACAAAAAAAAGAAAUGGAAAAAAAUUAUACAUUGCACUGAGUGAAAAAGACAAAUAUAUUAUAUUUGCUGUUUCUUGAUAUUAAAAAACAAACAAAUAAAUCUGGUACGAGAACUAACAAAAUUGUAAAAAAGAUUAAAUUUUGUUUUUGUACUUUUUUGGGGGGGAAAUUUUUGUCUGAGCUCGUGUAAGAAAAAAAAUGUCAUUAACAGACCACACAACGAAAAACUCGCCUGUGCCUCGCAUCGUACUCUCGGAACUCUCUUCUUCAAACAGAAAAGACUUUUAUUGAAAACCAAAAAUCGAUACAAUUUUAUUUUUAAGUUUUUUUUUAUUUAGAUUUAACGAUUUUUUAAUGAUAAAUUUA
Molecule: messenger RNA, 6410 nt
Organism: Leptopilina heterotoma
Lineage: Eukaryota; Metazoa; Arthropoda; Insecta; Hymenoptera; Figitidae
Gene: mtd
Product: TLD domain-containing protein 2
Exons: 19
Coding region: 1277-5023 (1248 amino acids)
Biological process (GO): response to oxidative stress
Cellular component (GO): nucleus
Source: RefSeq, a predicted model, not a curated record